AAACCAUCUCCUAAAACACAUAUUCUCUCUUUCAAUAAUUGUCUAACUACAAACAAUUCAAGUAGUUUCCGACAAGCAUGGGUUUAAUCUCUGGUAAAGCGUGUGUGUUUGUUAUGGUAUUUGCUUUGGUCACAGAUUUUACUGUGGGAGAAACAGAGUUUGGGGAUGAGAAGCCCUUGUUUCCUCACCCUCGUCCGUUGCUCCACAAAGGUGGCAUCCACAAGAAGGGCUUUAAGAAAGAUUUCGGCGGUUUUGGCGGUGGUGGUAUAAGUGGUGGAGGUGGCUUUGGAGCAGGAGGUGGUAGCGGUUGGAUUGGAGGCGGAAUUGGUGGCUUUAGUGGACAGAUAGGCGGUGGAUUUGGUAAGGGUGGCGGAGCUGGAGCGGGAGGAGGAGGCUUUGGCGGUGGUGGAGGAUUUGGUGGUGGUACCGGUGGAGCUGGAGAAGUUGGUGGUGGUAACGGUGGAGGAAAAGGAGCUGGAGUUGGCGGCAGUGGUAUUGGUGGUAGUGAUGGUGUGGGAGCUGGCGGUGGUACCGGUGGAGGAACUGGAGCAGGAGUUGGCGGCAGUGGUGUUGGUGGUGUGGGACCUGGCAGUGGUGCUGGUGCCUUGGGAGGAGCCGGCGGUGGAACUGGUGGAGGAAUAGGCGGAGGCGCCAGUGGAGGUCACUGAGUUGUUAUGUGCAAUGACGAGGAGCUAUAAAUCUCAUGCAAAUAUAUAUGUUUUCAUUUAUGAAGAACUAAUAUACUAAACGUUAAAUAUGAUGGAAUAAAUUAUAUGUACGUCGUUUCUCUUUAAUUUUCCUUUUUCAAAUGAUUGUAUCUUGCUAAUUCGAGUAAGUUAGCUGAAUAAUAACAUGCGUUCACAGGUUUUAA
This is a messenger RNA of Brassica napus (rape), 871 nucleotides long. RefSeq names its product glycine-rich protein 23-like. Lineage: Eukaryota; Viridiplantae; Streptophyta; Magnoliopsida; Brassicales; Brassicaceae. The coding region runs from base 78 to 668 and encodes 196 amino acids. The transcript has a single exon. The record is from RefSeq and is a predicted model, not a curated record.